UAUAUUAGGGAGGUGAUAUUUCUAUUUGGCUCAAAUGCCACUUUUUCAAACUUCUUUGCUCCUUUAAACAUCCCUAAUACAGCAGUGCCAACUCUUUCAGUGCGACGAGCAGAGAGCAGGAGGGGGGGAGGAGGAGGAUUGACAGCAGAUGCCUUUGCAGCAGAGGACCAGAGAGGAUGUAUGUCCGUGUGUGCUGUUCCGGGACAAAAUCCGCACAUGUUUAAACGUUCACUUAUCGAAAAUUAAACCGCGAGAUUUUACGAGUUUGUGAGAGAAAGCAAAGACAAUUCAAAGCGCAGUGUCAGAGGGAAUUCUUCUCUAAAGAAGAUGGACGGGACGACCUGAAUAGACGAUUGGAUCACUUCAUUUAAAAGAUGUAUUUCGUGCUAUCAUUUUUUUUUCUUGAUUAAAUCAACUUGGAUGUUCUAUUGAGACCAGUCACUCAAAGCCUAGCUAACGAUGGAGAGUGGAGUUUUUCUGCCCUGUCUGGAUCAGUUCAUGCUGAGCCCACUUGUCACUUGGGUGAGGACAUUCGUGCCAAAUGAUGGGGGCAUGCACUUGGAUUUUUCUGAACUGCUGGAUGGAGUCUUUCUAAACGACAUAAUGACCCAAAUAAAUCCUUCAGCUUCAUCUCAGGGUGCAAAGAAAAUGAGCAAGGAUCCAAGUCAGAGGAUCCAGAACCUGAACUUUCUCGUGCAGCAGAUCAAGACAUUUUACCUGGAUAAUCUGAGACAAUUAAUCAUGACUCCUUUGCCAAAUGUGUUGCUGCUUGGCAGGACUCCUUACUGUGAACAAAGCCUGGAUGAAAUGAGGAAACUUUUGCUAUUACUAUUGGGAUGUGCAGUUCAGUGUGAGAAGAAAGAGGAGUACAUUGAGAGAAUCCAGACACUUGACUUUGAGACAAAAGCAGCAAUAGCUGCUCAUAUUCAGGAGUUGACUCACAGUCAAGACAAUGUGCUGGAUCUGCAGUGGUUGGAGUCUAGUGAGCUGCACCCCGAUGAUAUGGAGGCAGCAGUAAGGAACAUGACCACACACCUCCGACACCUGCUGGAUCAGAGGGAUACCCAUCUGGAGACUAUAGCAGAGCUAAUGCAGGAGAAAGAGGGUGUGGUAAGUUUGCUCAGUAGCCCCUCCAGCCCACAGUCUGCCAGCUACUCUCCUACAAUUCAGCAGCAGCAGGUGGGGACCCAGCAACACCUUGCAGUCGAACUGGCUGACUCUAAGGCAAAGAUCAGACGACUUAGACAAGAACUAGAGGAGAAGAGUGAACAAAUGCUGGACUGCAGACAUGAGUUGGAGAACAUGGAGGCUGAGCUGAAGAGAAUCCAGCAGGAGAAUUCCCAGUUGCUUCUGGAUGCACGCGCAGCCCGCACUUACCGUGAUGAACUGGAUGCCCUGAGAGAGCGAGCCAUCAAGGCGGACAAGCUGGAGAGUGAAGUGGGACGCUACAGGGAGCAACUGCACAAGAUGGAGUUCUACAAAGCCAAAGUGGAGGAGCUAAAGGAGGAUAAUAGGGUACUCCAGGAGACUAAAGAGGUUUUGGAAGAUCAACUGGAAGGCUGGAGGGCACGCUCAGAUAAAAUCCACCAGCUGGAGAAACACAAUCUGCUGUUGAAGGCCCAGGUCCAUGACAUGGAACAGGAGAGGGAGGCAGAUCGGAGGCGCAUUGAGGAAUUGCAAACGGACAACUUGGCUUUGUGUUUGGCACAGAGGAGGAGUAUGGAGGAGUCCCAGCACCUAGGCUGGGAGUUAGAGCAACUCUCCAAGACCACAGAAAGCUCCCAGGGCCAGCAGACCCUGAGUGAGGAGGUCAGUGAGAGGGCCUGCAGUCGAUUGCUGAAACUGGAGAAAGAGAACAAACAUCUCCUGAAGAUUAUAGAGGAGCUCAGAGCUUCUGUUAAUAACAUCACACAAACCAAACAUAGCCACCUGGCGAUGUGUAGUAACAACUGUACCUCAUCAACAGACGAGUCCUCUGUGUUGCAGACCUCCUGCUCGAAUGCUAAAAAUCACUCUAAUGGAGUCUCCCUCAGUAUUGUAACAGAGUCGAUGCUAAAUGGGGAUUUAAGCUGCCAUCAGCAGCUAGACACCGAGGAGUUGGAGCGAGUCCAGAGUGUGAACCAUCUCACAGCUAAUCCAGAGCGUAAUAUCCAGGAGAAAGGACAGCUAGAGGAUGGAGAUAGUGGAGACCAUUUCAAAGAAAGGAUGUCUGAUUUGGAAGUCUUAGAAAACAAUCACAAUAGGCGCCAUUAUUUUGUGAGGUCACAUGAUCACUCGCCUGGCUCAAAGAACAGCAGUCCCCGCCAUGAAAGCAUCUUCACAGGUCUGCCAACACGCUCCUCCUAUGCCAGCAAGCACACACAGCGGCUAGAGGCCAAAUGCAGGGCCCUGGACACAAUAAAUCAGCAUCUACAAACUUCACUUGACAACACUGACCGAAAGGUUCAGCGUCUAGAGGCAGAGGUUGAGGAGCUGGAAGCAGAGAAUCAGAGCCUGCAGGCCUCUUUAGAGGAACUUCGCAUCUCUGCACGACGCCUGGAGCAGUUAGAAACAGAGAAGCAGACCCUGGAGCAUGAAACAACUGCCCUGGAGAGAGACAAGAGGCAGCUAGAGAAAGAGAAUCGACGACUCCGGCAACAGGCUGAAAUCCAAGAAGCCAAAUUAGACAGCAGUAAUGUCUGUAUGGCUAGCUUGGAAAGGGAGAUGCGUUUUCUUGUAAAGGAAGUGGACGGAUUAAGGGAAACUGCUGAGAGGGUGAAAGGCCUGGAGAGAGACAACAGAGAACUGACCAAGCAGGCUGCUAUCGACCAGAGAACCCUGGCAACCCUCAGAGAAGAGCUAGUUAGCGAGAAGCUGAGAACCCAGCAAAGAGACAAUGAACUAGAGAGGCUUUCCCAUGAGCUGGAAAUGAAGGUCCUGAACCAGGAGAGUGCACAUCAGGCUGAACAAGAGAGACCAGAUAACAGCAGGUUCAAAAUGCUCGAGUCUGAGCUGGAGACAUCUCUGAAAAAGUCUCUGCAGAUAAAAGACGACAAGUUGGCUUCUUUGGAGGCCCGUCUGCAGGAAUCCUCCUCUCUGAAUCAGCAGCUGCGCCAGGAACUAAAGAGUGUGAAGCUGAGCUAUGAAGCCCUGCAACAGAGGCAGGAGGAAGAGAGGACAACAUCAAGUUCCACACCUCCAAGAGAAACUGGCAAGGCCAUGAGUGAAUGGCUACGUGAAAGUCAGGAAGCUACCAAAGAACUGCUAAAGCUAAAAGAUCGCCUCAUUGAAGUCGAGAGAAAUAAUGCGACACUGGAGGCAGAACGCCAGGCUUUACAAGCCCAGCUAAAACAGCUGGAAAGUCAGUCUGACAGCCAGCAGGCUCAGGUCCUUGCACUGCAGCAGCAGGCUGCCUCACUGCAGGAGAACAACACAGCAUUGCAGACACACAAUGCAACCCUGCAGGUGGAAAAGUCAACACUGAAUUCACAGAGCGCCUCCCUUAUGGCCCAAAACACUCAGCUGCAGCAGCAGCAGUCUAAGGCAGAAAGUGAACGGGACAGUGCUAUACAUGAACGUGAAGAGCUGCGUGGUGCUCAAGAGCAGCUGUUACGAGAUCAUGAGCGCCUGGCAGUCCUGCAUGAGCGACAAGCCAUGGAGUAUGAGGCCCUGAUGGGCAAGCACGGCUGUCUGAAAAAUGCCCACCGCACACUGGAACUGGAGCAUCGCACUCUUCAAGACAGAUACAACAGCCUGUUGCAGCAACGUAGCAAAUUAGAAGACCUGGAGAAAGCCCUCAAGGAGGAGCAGAUGAGGAUGGCUUUGGAGAAAGAACAGCACAGGACAACGGCUGCUGAGUGCUGCAGACUCCGUGAUGAGAAAGACUGGCUGAACCAGACAUACCGCCAGCUUCUUAACGAUAACGAAGCGCUGACAUCAGAUCACAAGCAGCUCAAGAGCCAGCUGAAUGAGGCCAAGCUGGAGCACACGUGGCUAGAGGCAGACUUUUCGAAGCUCAAAAAGGACUAUCAGCAGCUCGACAUCACGUGCACAAAACUCACAAACCAGUGUGAGCUGCUGAGCCAGUUGAAGGGCAACCUCGAGGAAGAGAACCGCCACCUGCUCGCCCAGAUUGAGACCCUGAUGCUACAGAACCGGACUUUGCUGGAGCAGACUAUGGAGAGCAAAGAUCUCUUUCAUGUUGAAGAACGCCAGUAUAUUGACAAGCUUAAUCAUUUGAGGAGGCAGAAAGAGAAGCUGGAGGAAAAGAUAAUGGACCAAUAUAAGUUUUAUGAGCCCUCGCCUCCUCGCAGACGUGGGAACUGGAUUACUUUGAAGCUGAAGAAGCUGAUGAAAUCCAAUAGCCGCGAGCAUGGGCCUGAACGCCCACCCACACCCACACACUCAGGCGUUCCUGAGCCUCAGCUCUCCUGUCACGACAACAGUUCUUUCAUCAGCUCAAAUGGCUCUGGAGGCUCAGCCUCCACAUCAGCAUGUGAUGCCAUCUCACCCCAACGUAACAGCACCACUCUGAAAAUGUUUCCCCGUAUGAGGAACCGGCUGAAGGACAGAGACAAAGUCAAGUCCCUGUUUCGGCGUUCCAUAUCCCUGAGCAGCUUAGUCUGUCCCUCGCCCCCAUUAGAGGUAAACUGCUUGCCUGACAGCUCAGUACAGCUGGAAGAGUCAGAAGCUGAUGUGGAGGAAAGCAGGAAAGACCCACUGACCUCAUCAUUUACCGACUCCAUCUCGUCCAUCCUCCCCCUUCCUCAUACCACCACUCUGCCAUCUGUCCAUCUCGACAGCACCACCACUGACAUUGUUCCAGAUGUUUCUGAGUUGACAGAUAAGCAUUCAAAUGACAGCAAUUUGCCAUCUGGACUUGAGGACAAUGAUGAGCUGCAAAAUCACGGGCUGAAUUGCGCUGAGAGCAGGGCCCAAAGUGAGAGCAGUGUUGAGUUCAACCUGAGCCUGGAGAAUGAGCCGUGGUCAAAUGGAAGCAGCCCUGUCCAGCACCCUCCGUCACGUCGUUCUUCCUCCUCCUCCUAUCAACCACCCAGUGAUGCCUCAACCCCCCUGCACACAAAGCAGCAGCACAAAGAGAAAGCCUCUACCAUGCCCACUGCUAACAGUAAGAUUUCAGAUAUCCAAUGUGAACCAAAACAGAGAGAUCCUGUUCUGCCUCAGGACUUCUGGCUUAGAAGGGGCACAAAAAGUAUUCGAAGAGGGUCAAGGGGGAAGAUGACAAGGCGCGCAUCAGAUUCAGGAGGUACAGGCAAAAUCAAUCCAGGACUCAAUGGGAUGAAUCCUAAACUGAGCACAAGCAAAGUUGAAACUACCAAAGCCUCUGCUUGUUCACCAAUCACAGUGUUGUAUGUUCAGGGCAAGUCAUCCUCAAUGUCUGGCUGCCUCAACUGCUUCUCUUCCCCGAUGGGAAAAGAAGGGCGACUUAAAGGGCCGUGGUCUCCCAAAAGUCUCCCUCGCGCAAGCAGUGUCAUUUCAACAGCAGAGGGCUCGUCCCGACGAUCCAGUGUCAGCAGUGACUACAAGGUGAUAGUCAAGACUGACCUGGUCCCUGUCCAGGUUUCAGAGUAUUCAGAGAGCAAUAUUAAGGAAGAAGCAGCAAGCCCGAAUCAACAACCAGAGCCAGAGAUUAAGAACAGUGAGCCUGCGCCCAUUCCUCCUGUCAAACCUCCAAGAGACCCAGCAGCUGUGCAGGAGCCACUUUUUGACUCCUCAUUCACUUUCAAAUCUGUCUUUUCCAAUACAAUCUUUGGUGAUUCUGUGGUUACCACCACAACUAGUCUAGAUGGGCUUGACACCAACCGAACCGUCCUCUGUCAAAAUUCACCUCUGGAUCAAACCUGUUCACGAGAAAUCUCAAAAUCUGUCGAAAACACACCGCAAACAGUUCUUAAUAUGGCAGAUGAGCAGAGUCAAAAUCCAGAGCAUGCAGCUGGGCUGGAAGGGAAAGACGAGCAGCUCACAGUUGCAUGAAAGCAGCCGUCACUGUCACAUCACUGUACAAUUAGUCACUCAAAUAAAGCAGGUGGCUAUGAAGCAAUUAUUCAUCACAGCACACAAGGAUUUUAAGCAAUCAGUAUGUUUGCACUGUAUUACACUGGCUACCUAAGUACAUAACUCUUAUAAAAGUGUGUUCAAUAAAAAGACAUUCUGAUAUUUUUUUUACAUUGCUUUAGUAAUCAACCUGAGCAGCAGAUCAAAAGUGUUACAGUAUUAUUUACACGUUGGUUAUUGUUUUGCACAAAUGAUGUUUAAUUUCAUUCAGUGAUACGUAGAUAGAUCUCCUGUUUAACCUCUAAUUAAUUAGAUUUAUGCGUGUCAUUCAGACCUUAGCCAUACUUGUAAAUAUAUUCGUGUUUGCCAAAAAUAUUGUAUUCAUUUUUGUAACUUCUAUUUAUGUUCUGUUCCUCAUACACGAGUUAUAACUUAUUAUGCACUGCUUUUAGAGUCUCUUUUAUUUUGUAUUUGAAUCUGAGGUGGGAAGUGUUGCUCAUAUGUAAGACGUGUGUAUAUCUUCUACUACGUGAACGCUAUUUUCCCUUAAAUAAAGAAACCUGUGCAAAA
This is a messenger RNA of Maylandia zebra (zebra mbuna), 6564 nucleotides long. RefSeq names its product girdin. Gene Ontology annotation, molecular function: dynein light intermediate chain binding; microtubule binding. NCBI's taxonomy places the organism in Eukaryota, Metazoa, Chordata, Actinopteri, Cichliformes, Cichlidae. Gene Ontology annotation, cellular component: centrosome; cytoplasm. The record is from RefSeq and is a predicted model, not a curated record. Gene Ontology annotation, biological process: cytoskeleton-dependent intracellular transport; cytoplasmic microtubule organization.